AUGGCUGUUCGAUUUACCUACCACUGUGUUUGCCCUAUCUCUUCCUUUAUGACCGACGUGGGACAUACGAUUCUUCUGAAUCGUACUCGGACGCCUCAGAUGAUGAUGUGUACAUCAAUGAUGAUGAAUCUUCUUCCUCUUCUUCGUCCAGAAUCUCUUUCUCCCUUGCCGCAGUUUCCUCCCGUCUCACCUCACGAAACCACCCAGCCGCUAAUGAUGCGGGAACAUUCUCCAGCCAAGAUGAUACAACUUCGUACACUUCCACUCCGCAGCCUUCGAGCAGUGCUUCUGACGUCGACUCUUGCUCUGUGGAAUGUCUCCGACUGCGAAUGAUUCAUUUCCUCAAAAAAUUUGUUUGGAAACGCAUACAAGAGGUGUAAAAUAUUUAUUUACAAUAAUUGUCAUAUUUAUAAAGGAUGUUUC
This is a messenger RNA of Cylicocyclus nassatus, 423 nucleotides long. The record is from the annotation of a GenBank genome assembly. NCBI's taxonomy places the organism in Eukaryota, Metazoa, Nematoda, Chromadorea, Rhabditida, Strongylidae.